GAUAUAGACGAGACAAAAUUAGAGCUCAAAAUUCAGGAGACAUCUAACAUGUUUGGUAUGAGAAAUGUACAUUACGUGUAGCCUAAUUACAGAAACUCAACUGAAUUCAGUGGGAAUAUCUCUCAAGGGAGAGAGACGUGAGAAAUGGAUUCACAAUACGAACGAGGCUCCUUAAUUUUGGCCCACACUUUACUUCUCCUUCAACAUUUUCCCUUUUAACUUGACCAACAAAUCUAUUUUAAAGAUCUUCUAAUUCUCACUUCUUCAUCCUCCACAGCUACCAUCACUUGUCGCACUUAUUGUUAUUCUUCUUCUCCUCAAAAACUUCUUUUCUUUUUCUAUCUCUAGAUUCUUAUUUAGUACUCAGAGUUCGGGUUCUUUUUUGUUGCCGAAUUUUCUGAUUCUGGUUAGUUGAGCUCUUUUGGUCCAUCCUUUGAGUUUUUUUUUUUUUUUUGUGAUAUCAGUUAAUAAAUGGGAGGUGGAGAGGGGACUGUUUCUGAAGAAGAUGACCGGAUUGCAUGUAUCCAUAGUGCAUGCAAUGGAACAGUACCUGUGCUUCAAAAUCACAAAGUUGAGGAGUUGACCGGGCUUUCUGAAGAAAUGCAGCAUAAUCAACAGUGGAGUAGACCAAUUCAUUUUUCAGAAACACCUUUGAGAAUUUUGGAUAACUAUUCUCCAGAAAUUUAUAUAAUUGACAUGUCCCCAACAAGUCCCAUUGCUACAGGAGUAUGUUCGCGCCCACCAAUCAGUCCUGCCUCUACCAGAAUGGAUGGGUCAUUAGUCCCAUCUUCUUCUAAAGGUGUAUCAUCCAAGAGAAGCCUCCUCCCUCGAUUAAGCUUCAAAUAUCUGAGUUCCACUUCAGAGCUAGAGAGAGCUGCCAUCAUAGCUGUAGGAGCUUCAACACCUGGGUUCGAGGAAAGGUGUUCCGCUCCCAAGUCAUUCUCAUUCACAAAGCUAUUUAUGUCCAGGAUGAACAGAACAUCAUCCCUUCCUGUCCUCCCGAUUAUGCACUCAAACCCGGAAUCUUUACAUGGCAGAAACACAACUGAUUCAUCAAAUGCAAAUGGAAAAGAGAUCGAACAGCACAUAUCUCGUUCACUUUCAGUCACCAUGAACAUUAAAGGUUUAGGAAUAAGGCGAACUAAAUCUUUAGGUAAUAUCUUUCGUGUAAUAACAUCAAGUCCCAAAGUGAUGGAAAGGAGUAUCACUGCAACAAAUAGUGCUCUAACGGUAGAUGCAGAGGUUCACAACGCCGAGGUUGACGGUGAGGAUAUUCCUGAAAAAGAAGCUGUUUGUAGAAUUUGUUUGGUCGAACUUGCUGAAGGGGGUAACACCCUUAAGCUAGAAUGCAGCUGCAAAGGUGAACUUGCACUGGCCCACCAAGAAUGUGCUGUAAAAUGGUUCAGUAUCAAGGGCAACAAGAACUGCGAUGUAUGUAAUGAAGAAGUUCAAAAUCUUCCUGUCACCCUUCUGCGAAUCGAGAACAAUCCGACCCCUAAUGUACGAGGACUUAGAUCUCAAGCACCAGUUCAGCAGUACAGGCUUUGGCAGGAUGUCCCUGUUCUGGUUAUUCUUAGCAUGCUUGCCUAUUUUUGUUUUCUCGAGCAGCUUCUGGUUUCAAAAAUGCAUACUGGUGCAAUUGAGAUAACGUUGCCAUUUUCCUGCAUUCUGGGUCUUCUUGCGUCAAUGACAGCAUCAACCAUGGUGACAAGGGCGUUUGUCUGGAUGUAUGCAUCAAUCCAGUUUACACUGGUAGUUCUAUUUGCUCAUCUAUUCUACACGCUGCUUCAUGUUCAGGUUGUUCUGGCUAUCUUACUUUCAUCGUUUGCUGGCUUUGGAAUUGCAAUGAGUGGGAAUGCUCUUCUCACUGAGUUCUUUAGAUGGAGGAGAAGGCAUGCUCAAUUAGCUAACCAACUAGGUUCCCAAGAAACAUCACAACAAAAUCAAUUAUCUCACACAAAUCAAACCCAGAGUUCUCAAGCACAGCAGCAAAACCCUUCUGCAAGACUUGUAUGAAACACAAUGCUCCACAUCGCUAUGUCGCUGAUAUUUCUUGCAAAAGUAUUAAUAUUAGUUGGGGUAGUAUAUUUAGAAAGUAGUUAAAAUGGGGUUGUUGUAAGUUCAACAAGAUUCUAGUGUAUACAACAUUGCAGUUCCCCCGUCUUUAUAUAUGAUAGUUACAAGUAGCAUCGUCAUUCUGUACAAGGUAGUCCUUUCUAAUUGCUAUAAGAGUCGAAUGCAACUUUCAAA
Papaver somniferum (opium poppy) is the source of this 2250-nucleotide messenger RNA. RefSeq lists its product as uncharacterized. Bases 472 to 2016 code for a protein of 514 amino acids. Gene Ontology annotation, molecular function: zinc ion binding. The transcript has 8 exons. The record is from RefSeq and is a predicted model, not a curated record. Lineage: Eukaryota; Viridiplantae; Streptophyta; Magnoliopsida; Ranunculales; Papaveraceae.